UUUUUGAAACAUCUGCCAUUUCCCACCCUUCUGGAAUGGUAUAAUGAUCUAGAAUGUGGGUUAGGGCCAUGGCAGUGAUGUCACAGAACACAUAGAGUCAGAGGUCCUAUGGAAGAGAAGGAGGAAAAGCGAUGCUGGCAAGGGCUCCACAGGGCAACAUUCCUGACAGCUGUCCUGCUGCUGCUACAAGUGAAGGGGGUGAAGAGUCUGAAGGGCAGCACCAGCCUGGAUGAGGACAGGAGUCAGAGAGAGAAGACGGUCUCUGCAGACCAGGGCCAAGAGCAGUACGAAGAACACUUUGUGGCUUCAUCAGUGGGUGAGCUGUGGCAGGUGAUGGAUAUGGCCCAGCAAGAAGACAUGAUCGCCCAGGCAACAACUAUCCGGGACCACCUCUUCGAUCUAGCCUUCUGCUUCAACCUGGCCAGCAUCAUGAUUUUUUUAUGAGAGACUUUGUGGUGGAAGCAGUAGUCUGGGUCCUGCAUGAGGACUUUGAAGUCUACUUCCCCUUCGUGAUCGCUUACUGACCUCCUCUCCCAGAUGCCUCCUCAAAAUGCACACCCAACUCCCCAGUUUUGAGAAGCACCUGGCCUUAGGGUGCAGCAACACAGCUUUCCCAACUCUCAUUGCCACUACCCGAUUGCCACCCCAACCCAGAAUGUUACUUCCCAGGGCCAAAGACACCAGACCCACACCCUUCUAACUCCUCAGCUUUGUCUGAAACAACAGCUUAGAGGGAGGAGGCAGUGACAAUAAAAUAGCAAUAGCCAUAAAA
This is a messenger RNA of Peromyscus eremicus (cactus mouse), 772 nucleotides long. It is a transcript of the gene Sofu1, whose product is annotated as LLLL and CFNLAS motif containing 1. The coding region runs from base 109 to 444 and encodes 111 amino acids. Gene Ontology annotation, biological process: fusion of sperm to egg plasma membrane involved in single fertilization. The record is from RefSeq and is a predicted model, not a curated record. The transcript is spliced from 3 exons. Lineage: Eukaryota; Metazoa; Chordata; Mammalia; Rodentia; Cricetidae.